UUUUUUAUUUUUUUUACUCCUCAAAAAAUUUUAAAAUAUAUUUAAAGUCUCAAAAAAUAAAAAAAUAAAACAAAAAAAAAAAAUGCAAACCGUUAGCUUGUAUUCCUCUCGGCCUCCAAUUUUCCCUCCACCAAUCAAAAACCCCGCGUUCCCCUGCACGCUUCCCCGAGCAAUCUCCCCCCGCCGCCGCCGCCCGACCGCCUCAUUUUCCGUGCCGAGGAGGCGCGACCGAGGCGGCGAUUCGGUCGACGAGGAUUUGAUCACGCUGCGGAAGCGCAUACGCGAGAUGCGGGACGCAGAACGUGCCAACGAUGGCGGCGACGACGACGGCGACGAGGGUCUGCUGACGACGACGUCGGAUUGGACGGAGUGGGAGCGGCAGUACUACGAGGAGCAGUACUUGUCGGACGUGUGCGAGUUUGUCGGGCUCGUGCAGACGCUCCUGAUGAGCACUCGGCCCUCCGUGGCCGUCGGAUCGAUCGCGCUGAUCGGGCUCAGCGUCCCAACGGCCCUGAUCCUGAUCGCCUUGCGCCUGGCAGAGGCGUUGGCGUUAAUGCACGGAAAUUGAUGGUGGAUUUUCUUUCUUUUUUUUUUCUUUUUUCUUUUGUAUACAAUGAUUGGUUAUAGUUACUACAGCUUUAGUUUUUUUCGGUGUUCGUGUUUUUUUUUUUUUACCUAAUAUCAACAUUUAAUGCAAAGUCGGCGCCGUUACGUACAUUGUAAUGAUUGUGGAAAUAAUGUCGUUGCCGACUUUGGUAGCUAUAAUUAUGAGUGUGCUUUUUAAUCUUUGGUGAUUAAUUUAUUUAAUUUGGAAAAGAAAUAUGAAUAGAUGUAUCCAUUUUCACAAUGCA
Molecule: messenger RNA, 851 nt
Organism: Ananas comosus (pineapple)
Lineage: Eukaryota; Viridiplantae; Streptophyta; Magnoliopsida; Poales; Bromeliaceae
Exons: 1
Coding region: 83-568 (161 amino acids)
Source: RefSeq, a predicted model, not a curated record